CUCAUGAACUUUGCUCAAGGUUUUAUAAAGACCAAGAAGCAGGCUUUCUUCAAGACAAUCUACUCUCAGUCUUCGAGUGAGCACUGCAGUUUGAAGUUGGUGAAGAAGUAAUCAGUAUUUGCAGUACAUAAAGUACAGGGAAGAAUCACUUCUGUCAUGGACUCCAACACGGCUGGUGCCCAAUACAACCGCUGGAAUGAAGACAACAUCAAUCUGAAUGUGGCUGGAACAGGUGUAACUGGGGUCUACAACAGAUACUGCACGGGAACCCUGGGGAUAGCACUCAAAGUGGGAGGAGCUGUGGCUGCUCUGGUGGCUGUCUACAUGAUAGGAUAUGUUACUGGAUAUUACGUCCACAAAUGCUGAGUAGCCACUGACUGGAAGAUCCUUGCUCUGUGAGGAAGUACCUUCGAAGGAUUGAUUAUUUUCCAAAUAUUAUUAUUUAAAUGUCCAAAUGAUGAAUAUAAAAGGAUCCUAAAAUACUUAAAAAGAUAAUUGGACACAUUUGAAAUGUCAUUAGUCAGGAAAUACUUUUUGCCUUUUUAGAAACAUUGUGAUUGCAGUUGGCUUGUUGUAAAGAGGAUUUACAGCUACCCUUUAGCUUUGUGAAAUGUCCGAGCUUCUAAUCAAGCAUCUAAUUAAGUCCAAAAAUAUGAACAUAAUGUUUGACUUACAGUGCUUGGUAUUCAAUAUGUUCUUGUCACUAAGUGAUAUUUUAUAAAUUUCUGAUGUUUUUUCAAGAUUGUACUACAAGGCUUGUUUUGUUAGCCUAUGCAACUAACACAUGAAGGCCACUUGGCUUCAAUAUUUGAAUGAAAGAACACAGCCAAUAAAAAGCUGUUGAAAAUUUUAA
Molecule: messenger RNA, 853 nt
Organism: Esox lucius (northern pike)
Lineage: Eukaryota; Metazoa; Chordata; Actinopteri; Esociformes; Esocidae
Gene: smim1
Product: small integral membrane protein 1
Exons: 3
Coding region: 157-366 (69 amino acids)
Source: RefSeq, a predicted model, not a curated record